Molecule: messenger RNA, 714 nt
Organism: Guillardia theta CCMP2712
Lineage: Eukaryota; Cryptophyceae; Pyrenomonadales; Geminigeraceae
Exons: 9
Coding region: 1-714 (237 amino acids)
Source: RefSeq, a predicted model, not a curated record
AUGAUGAAUCGACGGGCGAUGCUGGAGUGCAAGAGUCUCUCGGCGAUUGAUUAUCGCGAGUUGGGCAUGGGCAACCUCAAGGGUGUUUCGGUUGACGGUCUCUUCCGCAUCCUCCUUCAAGUCGUUUCAAACCGCCUGAGACGACCAGACGGGCAACCUCGUUACCUCUCUUUGGUGAAUCCUCUUCUUCGGCGAGCGGCGCGGAAGCCUUUUGGAGCCAACGAGGCAGCGGGUGAGAGUCCAAGGGUUGAGGAGACGCUGACGGGCAGAGCGAAGGACAAGAAACGGGAGACAUCAGGGUGCAGCUUGACAUCUCCUCUUGACCUAGAGGAGAUGUGGAACCAGACCACCAGUAACCUCAACAUGUUGGGACCUCAAGGUCGAAGUCUCGUCUACCAGCAGCCGUGGGAGCAGCUCCGAGUCGCGUCCCUGCACGAGCUCAUCCGCGAGGCCUCCGUGAGCGCGGAGACCAUCGUCCUGCUCAGCUCCAUCGUGAUGGCCAACGACCCUCCCUUGUUCAAGGACGUGUCUUCGCACAAACUUCGCGAUGCUGUCAACAAAGUCAUCGCUCAUGGUCGCUUCUCCACUCGCUGCUCCCUCGCGGGCAGUUUGCAGCGCCCGCAGUCAAGCAUGGAGCAGGAGCUCAAAAUCUACAGGAGAAGCCUUGCGCAGGCACAGAACGAGAGCCUUCUGGAUAUGCUGGAGGAUGAUUGA